UCUCACAUGCGAGGGACAUUGAUUGUCUUUUUCCUCGCUCAGAAGGCACACGGUAGUCUAUCUCUGAGAGAGAAACCGAAUCGGCACCUGUCCGAAUUAUUUGUUUGAUUCGUCUUGCUUUGGUUGUUUUGUAUUGCCUGUCUUCAUACGGAUUUGUUGUGAACAUUGCCAUUUAUUGUCAUUCAGGGUCGCUUACUGUACUUUUGUCUGCUGCGCUUUUACACGUUGUUUUAUCGUUUAUAGUGGCAAAGGAGGAGCCUUUCGAAUAGUCUUCUUUUAAAAUUAUAUUUGGACAUUGGUGAAUAGCGCUCUCUGCGUUUUUCCUAAUCCGGACUGCACCAAUGCGUUGCCGGUGCCCAGCGGAUCCACGACAGUUCCGUUUCUCACACAGCAGAGUUCACGCUCAAUGGCCGGACCGAUGUGCGCCAGCAGACCCCGCCAACACACACCUCUGAUGGAUCAUUUAUCUACCGUUUUCGAGCUGCUUUCGGGACCCUUGCACUUCCUUUAUACCUUAUAGUGUGCGUAAAGCCUUGGGGUCGGAGCUGUAGAGCGAAAGCAAUUGAGAUAAUGCCGCGUGCCCAACUCGACCGUUGGUCUGAACCGAGUCGACCUGUUUUACCUGGGUGCAUGCGGCGAAUCCUCUCGUUCUGAAUCACGAAAGGAGCCUGCCGUCUGGAUUUCUAUGUGGUUGGGAAUACAAAAGUUGAACACUGAAACAUUUAGUCUACUCAAGACGGCAAGAAGUGAAGAUGGUUACGUGUUCAACGUGUAUUUCAUUAAAGUGGCAUCCAGUGUGAUAAACAUAAUCAGUGAUGUAGUGAGUCUGUUCAUAUGCGUGCUCAUCAUUUGCAGUAAAUACUCGCAACUGCUCAAACAGGGGACAAUGAAGAUGAUACUCUUCCGUAAAUUCCGGGUUUUGAUUCUCAUGGUGUUUCUAAUCGCCUGCUCGAUGCACAUCAUGAUAGACUUGUUACCAAAGCUGGAGAGGCGCAGCAACAGCGGCUGCUCCUGCUCGCACACGCCGAGCGAGGACCCUCAGAACUGGGCUAAACACCGAGCCAGGUCGGGAGCAGAGUCGGGCUGGCCUAACAAACACACUCUGAGAAUCCUCCAGGACUUCAGCAAUGAGCCAAACUCUAACAUCUCUUCCCAUUCUCUGGAGAAGAACCCCAAAGCGGGAAACAAAACGGAAGCCUUUAAACAGGUUGAACAUUAUGCACAAAAUGGUGACAAAAAGAGACGGUUCAUUCAAGACGCUGUGGUCACCAAAAACAUACCUGUCAAGGGUUCAAGGUUGCUGGCUCUAUUUGACCACCCGUUAUUCAAGAGAGCCUUACCGUCUCUGACCGACGAAGACACCUUGUUCAACGUCAACACAGACAUCAGAUUUGACCCCAAUGCCGCCACAGAGAAUCAGGAAUGGCACGCUGAAGGGAACAUGGAGGAGUAUACUCCAACAGGAGGAGAGCUGACGGCUGACUCCUACCCCAACUGGCUCCGUUUCCACAUAGGGAUUAAUCGAUAUGAGCUCUACUCCAGACAUUACCUAGUCAUCGAUGCCCUGCUCAGGGACCUGGUCUCACAGAGAAUCACCAGCGUCGCCAUGAAGUCUGGAGGCACCCAACUGAAACUCAUCAUGACGUUCCAGAACUACGGUCAGGCUCUGUUCAAACCUAUGAAGCAGACCCGGGAGCAGGAGACGCCCCCUGACUUUUUCUACUUCUCGGACUUUGAGAGACACAAUGCUGAAAUUGCCGCCUUUCAUCUGGACAGAAUCCUUGACUUCCGUCGUGUCCCUCCUGUAGCUGGCAGACUGCUGAAUAUGACUAAAGAGAUCAAAGACGUGACCAGAGACAAGAAGCUGUGGAAAACCUUCUUCAUAUCACCAGCCAACAACAUCUGUUUCUACGGGGAGUGUUCAUACUACUGCUCUACGGAGCAUGCUCUGUGCGGUAAACCAGACCAGAUUGAGGGUUCCCUGGCUGCCUUCCUCCCAGACCUGGCCCUGGCCAAACGUAAGACCUGGAGAAACCCCUGGAGACGAUCCUACCACAAACGCAAGAAAGCAGAGUGGGAGGUGGACCCUGACUACUGUGAAGAGGUGAAACAGACUCCGCCCUAUGACAGCGGCACCCGUCUGCUGGACAUCAUGGACAUGACCAUCUUUGACUUCCUCAUGGGCAACAUGGAUCGUCAUCACUAUGAGACGUUUGAGAAGUUUGGCAACGAGAGCUUCAUAAUCCAUCUGGACAACGGGAGAGGGUUUGGAAAGCAUUCCCAUGAUGAGGUGUCUAUUUUGGUGCCUUUAAGCCAAUGUUGCAGAGUGAAGAAGUCGACCCACCUGCGUCUGCAGCUGCUGGCCAAGGAGGAGUACCAGCUGAGUGGUCUGAUGUCUGAGUCUCUGCUGAGGGACAAACUGACCCCCAUCCUCAUCCAGCCCCACCUGAAGGCUAUGGACAGACGCCUACGCCACACACUCAACGUCCUGGCAGACUGCAUCGAGAAGGAGGGCUAUAGUAAUGUGGUGGAGGAUGACCUGGCGGGGGAGAGGGAGGGGGGGCAGACACACACAUCACCCAGGGGGAGGUAGCUGGGAGGCAUGGACCGUUCUGGAAUGGACCAGACUGGAUUGGACCUGAUCGAACCGUACAGAACUAGAGUCGAUCAGACUGGACUAGAUUGAACUGGAUUGGACUAGACCAGAUUGAACUGGACUGAACCGUUUUUGACCACCAUCCCCAUAGGUUCCUUAAAUAACAGUGUACACCUUCCAACCGAUCGAUCAUCUCCCACCACAGAUCAUGAAAGUCUUGCGAGAGCCGCUUGUCUUGUUCAGGAGACAUUUUUGAAUUCAGUGAAUUCCAAGACUGGUAUUAUUCCUUCUGCUGUCAACUGAAUAUUGUGUGUUUCUACACAUUGUUGGGACCUGUCACAGGCAUGCAAACAAUAUGCCUAUUGGAGAUCGACUCUGUGUCUUAAUGAACAAUUUAUUGCAAAAUGUUUUAUAACUUCUGUUGCUCUUUUAUGUUGUUGUCUAUGUGUUUAAAAAAACAAAACAUUAAGAGAUAUUUGAUUGAAGGGUCUUCAUCUGCUUUUCAUCUUUCAAAUGCUUCCUGUCCCGAGAGUAUUUGUUGUAUUUCAUAUUAAUUGUUUGAAAUAAAUGAUACCCACAUCAUUUUUCUAUCAA
Molecule: messenger RNA, 3190 nt
Organism: Coregonus clupeaformis (lake whitefish)
Lineage: Eukaryota; Metazoa; Chordata; Actinopteri; Salmoniformes; Salmonidae
Product: extracellular serine/threonine protein kinase FAM20C-like
Exons: 9
Coding region: 686-2593 (635 amino acids)
Biological process (GO): protein phosphorylation
Cellular component (GO): Golgi apparatus
Molecular function (GO): protein serine/threonine kinase activity
Source: RefSeq, a predicted model, not a curated record